Molecule: messenger RNA, 4252 nt
Organism: Poecilia reticulata (guppy)
Lineage: Eukaryota; Metazoa; Chordata; Actinopteri; Cyprinodontiformes; Poeciliidae
Source: RefSeq, a predicted model, not a curated record
CUCUCCCUCUGUCUGCCUGUCUGUUACAUAUGGAAGCAGAGUUUUUAAUCCAAAUGGAUUGUGCAGCAAAUUUGACAGCCAUGGAGAGGAGCAGAAACCACUGCGAGUGUGACAAAAAAAAAAACUGAAGGAUCCAAACACAGAUAAAAUUGAUGUGCUUCUCAUUUCCUUUUCCAUUCAGUUCAUUGCAGUUGGCUCUGAGAUCUUCAAGGACUGCCUUUUUCCCUGACAAGGAUCAGAGCUGACAGGAGAUGCCACCUAAAGAACACGUUUACCAAGACAGUACGGAAGCCAAAAAGGGUCAAAAGUCCAUCAGCAAAAAUCUUGGCACUCUCUGCCUGCUGCAAGCAUGAAGAAACCAUUUUCUUCAAACUCCUGAUUGAACUUUAAAUCUGAAUUCCCUGAGACAUAUGAACUGGGAAUAACUUUGGGAAAGCAGGAUGGAAAYAGGAACAUUGGGAAUAAGGAGCAUACUGAGGAUUCUGGGAUGUUUCUGCUUGUGGAUUCUGGCUGAUGCUCAAAUGAAGAUCCCACCAGAGACGGUAAAUAACCAAACUGCAUUUCUUCUGACAUACAACAACCUAAUCCACUUGAAKUUUUUUCAUCUCUUACUAUUUAAUCACUGUCUGGAKUCAGAAAUAAAAAAAAUAACUUAUAAGAGCAUAUUUUCCUUAUGGUUUGAACCAGAGAUAUUUGGGAUUACUUGUUGGGUCUCUUACAAAUACCAAAUACUCCAGAAACUAAAGGAUGUAGAAUCCAUUAUCAAGAUUACGGAGCUGAAUGGAGAUGAUUUACUGAGGGACUACUCUGAGGAAAUCGAACGAAUGUUGGGAAGUAAGAUGAAGUCUGUAAAGAGGUUAGCGGAGUCUGCAGAAGAUGCUGACCUGUACCAUGAAUACAACAGUUCACUGCAGUUUGACUAUUACAACUCCAUGCUGAUCAACACGAUGGAUGAAGACGGGAACUAUGUGGAGCUGGGCGGAGAGUUUCCGCUUGAAGAAAACGAACAUUUUAACAACCUGCCUGUGAAUACUCAACAGAGCAACAUCCAGGUUCCCACAAAUGUCUACAACAAAGAUCCCAAAUUGCUUAAUGCCAUCUACAACUCCGAGGCUUUGAAUGAUGUCUACAUUAACAACUUUCUGAGAGAUCCCACACUUACUUGGCAGUACUUUGGCAGUUCCUAUGGCUUUUUUAGAAUCUAUCCUGGUAUUAAAUGGACUCCUGACAACAAUGGUGUGGUAGCUUUUGACAGCAGAAACAGAAAUUGGUAUAUCCAGGCAGCUACAUCUCCCAAGGAUAUUAUCAUCAUGGUGGAUAUCAGUGGCAGCAUGAAGGGAUUAAAGAUGACCAUAGCCAAACASACCAUUAACACCAUCCUGGACACACUAGGAGAGAAUGAUUUUGUCAAUCUCAUUGCUGUGAGAKGCAUUUUUAACAAGUYUUCUUAUUCACAAACACACUUCUACUUUGCAAGAGAUUGAUUAGAUCACUUUAAGCUGCUGGUGGAGGAGUUGCAUGUUAAAGGUGAAGCAAAAAUAAAGAAUGCCAUGAAGGAGUCUUUUAAGAUCCUAAAUGAGGCAAGGAUGAAUGGUCAGGGCAGCAUGUGUAAUCAGGCCAUCAUGCUAAUCACAGACGGAGCCAUGGAGGACUUUGAGUCUGUCUUUGAAGAAUUUAACUGGCCAGAGCGCAGGGUUCGAGUGUUCACCUACCUGAUUGGUAGAGAGAUGACAUUUGCUCAAGCAACCAAGUGGAUCGCUUGCAACAACAAGGGUUACUACACACACAUCUCAACUCUGGCUGACGUUCAGGAGAAUGUCAUGGAGUAUCUGCAUGUGCUCAGUCGACCAAUGGUUAUCAACCAUGACCAUGACAUCAUCUGGACAGAAGCCUACAUGGACACAGUGCUUCCCAACACAAAGGAGCUUUUCUACACCAAAGCUCAGAGUCUGCUGCUGAUGACUUCAGUGGCCAUGCCAGUUUUUAGCAAGAAGAAGGAAACGCUGUCGCAUGGCAUCCUGCUGGGUGUGGUUGGCACUGAUGUUCCCCUCAUGGAGGUGAUGAAGCUGGCGCCGAGAUACAUACUGGGACCGCAUGGCUAYGCCUUCCUCCUCAACAACAAUGGGUACAUUCUGGCUCAUCCUGACCUCCGACCUCUGUAUAAAGACGGUAAGAAGCUAAAGCCAAAGCCAAAUUACAACAGUGUGGAUCUGUCAGAGGUGGAGUGGGAGGACACAGAGGAGAUGCUGAGGACACCUAUGGUGAAAGGASAGACAGGCAGUAUGACCCUGAACAUCAGAGCCUCUGUGGAUAAAGGGAAAAGACCAAUGUACCUCACCAACAACUACUUCUACACAGACAUUGCUGAAACGCCUUUCAGCUUUGGCCUGGUGCUGACCAAGGGUCACGGCAGUCUGAUGUUUACAGGAAAUGUAUCAGUGGAAGAAGGUCUGCAUGACAUGACCUCCCCUGACCUAAGCAUCGCCUCUGAGUGGACUUACUGUGAGACAGACAUCGACCCAGAUCACCGAAAAUACACCCAGCAUCAAGCGGUCAUCAGAUACCUACAGGGGAAGGAGCCUGACCUGGAGUGUGAUGAAUUGUUGCUCCAGCAGAUAUUGUUUGAUGCCGUGGUAACAGCCCCACUGGAGGCUUAUUGGAACUCAGUGAUGCUUAAUGACAGGGUGGAGCCAGGGGUUGAGACAGCUUUUCUUGGGACUCGCUCGGGCCUGAUGAGGUUAAUGAGAUAUGCAGGAACGGAGACCAGAAUGGCAAAAAAAUUCCUGACUCCAUCGGACAAAAACAACCUGUUCACCAUCGACCAUUUCCCUCUSUGGUAUCGCCUGGCCGUGGAAAACACUCCUGGGAGAUUUUUAUACUACGCUGUUAAUGACAAAGGAGUGAAGUAUGUUAUAGCAACAACAGCUGUCACCGUGUCAUCUGGAGACAAAACGGCCAUGGCUGGAGCUAUCGGGGUACAGAUGUCCUUGGAUUGGCUGGAAAAAAGGUUCUGGGCCAUUGCCAAACAGCCCAGUGACACAGAUUGCUCAAAUGUUGAGGGGGUGUGUCCUCUGAGCUGUGAAAGUGAUGACCUGAGUUGCUACCUAGUUGACAACAAUGGCUUCAUCUUGCUGUCCAAAGAGAGGAAUGACGUUGGUCGUUUCUUUGGGGAGGUGGAUGGGUCCGUCAUGGCUUCACUCAUCAAAAUGGGAAUGUUUAAAAAAGUGUCUCUGUUUGACUACCAGGCUAUGUGCAAGAACAGCCACCAUCAUGCCAGCAGUGCUCGACCUUUGCUUAGCCCGUUCUACAUGAUUUUGGCUUUGAUGAGAUGGCUCUUCUCCAACGCUUUGAUGUUUGUGCUGGACUUCAACUUCUGUGGUCUCUGGCACUCUGACUAUUUUGUAGAUGCCAAAGCCGGCUAUCACACAUCUCAUAAGCAAAAGAAAGUGGAUGCGCUGCAGCCCUGUGACACUGCAUACCCCGGCUUUAUGUAUGACUCAUCGGUCAGGGAGGCCAACAGUCUCAUCAAGUGUGGACGCUGUCAGAAGAUGUUUGUGGUGCAGCAGGUUCCUGACAGUAACUUGGUUCUGGUUGUGACACAAGCCUCCUGUGACUGCUCCCGUCAGUUUGGACCCAUCCUGCUGCAGCCAAAGGAAAUUAAAUAUAAUGCAACUGUGAAGUGCAACAGGAUGAAAUCUCAGAAGGUGCGAAGGCGUCCACAGUCCUGCCACUCCUACCACCCAAAGGAGGAUGCUAAGGACUGUGGAGGAGCAUCUGCCAUCUCCAUGUCCCUUCGUCUCUUUGCUGCAUCUCUGUUUUUCYCRGUKCUCCUUCUCCAGUUAACAUAAACCAGGGAAAAAAGAACCCAUCCACCACCRGAAGACAAGAAAACAGUUWSAAACAAGCAUUCUGUUUUUCUCUGCUACCGGUAUAUAGGACUAUUUAAUUUUUUAUUUGUAAUAUUUUUUGCUUAAUUCAAUUUAGAAUAUUUUCUGAAAUAAGUAAUAUCGGAUMAAAAAUAUAUAGAAGCAGAAACAGCAACCGAGUCUCCUGAGCUGACUCGUUGCGGGGGAAGUUGUUGCCUCCUGCUGGUCAGGUUUAAGAAGUGCAGCUUCAGCGUGCAGGUAUAUUGCCAUUGUACUAAGAGAUGUAGCAUUCUUGUAGCUUUUUCAUACAGAAAUGUUGUGUAUGCGUUGAGAUUCAUUGUAAAAAAAAGAUCUUUGUCGAAAAUAAAGAUGCACUUUUAAACAUG